Mus pahari (shrew mouse) is the source of this 3705-nucleotide messenger RNA. RefSeq names its product chloride intracellular channel 5 (gene Clic5). NCBI's taxonomy places the organism in Eukaryota, Metazoa, Chordata, Mammalia, Rodentia, Muridae. Bases 1 to 1239 code for a protein of 412 amino acids. The record is from RefSeq and is a predicted model, not a curated record. The transcript is spliced from 7 exons.
AUGAAUGAAGACUACAGUGAUAUCUAUGAUACAAUCCAAAAGAGGAGCACAGAUGAGGCUCCAGACCCGCAGGAGGAAAGUGACGCUCCUUUGUAUGACAGAGUCCAUGAAGACUCUGAAAAUGAUCUGUAUGCCACCAGGCUAGAAAGCCACGAGUACGACUAUUUGUCACCGUAUGUCUUAAAAAGUGAUGAAGCCACCCCAGCCUCCCUGGAACCAGAAGCAGAUGGCUACCUCCUGCCGGAUGAGGUGUUUUCAGAGUCCCAGGAGCUUCUCCCAUGGGAACCUCAGGAGAAUGGAGGAGCAACGGAGGAAGCGGUGCCUUCCUCACAUUCACUAAGCCAGGACCCAGAGCCUCUCCUGUGGGAACCUCAGGAGAAUGGAAGAGCGGUUGAGGAAGCGGUGCCUUCCUCACUGAGCUUCAGAAUUCAGCACAGCAAGGUCCUUGCCACAAGCCAGGAUUCCCCUACCAGCCCUUCUGCUGCUACUGGGUUGGAAGAAAAAGGAGCAGCUUCCAGCGACCCUGAGAUCUUCCUGUUUGUGAAGGCUGGGAUCGAUGGGGAAAGCAUUGGCAACUGUCCUUUCUCCCAGCGUCUCUUCAUGAUCCUCUGGCUGAAAGGAGUCGUGUUCAAUGUCACCACUGUGGAUCUGAAAAGAAAGCCAGCCGAUCUACACAACCUGGCUCCUGGCACGCACCCACCCUUCCUGACCUUCAACGGGGACGUGAAGACAGAUGUCAACAAGAUUGAAGAAUUCCUGGAGGAGACCCUAACCCCUGAGAAGUACCCCAAACUGGCUGCAAAACACCGGGAAUCUAACACUGCGGGCAUCGACAUCUUCUCCAAGUUCUCAGCCUACAUCAAAAACACCAAACAGCAGAGCAAUGCUGCCCUCGAGAGAGGCUUGACAAAGGCGCUGAGGAAGCUGGAUGACUACCUGAACACCCCUCUGCCAGAGGAGAUUGACACCAACACCCAUGGGGAUGAGAAGGGGUCCCAGCGCAAGUUCCUGGAUGGGGACGAGCUGACCCUGGCCGACUGCAAUCUGCUGCCCAAGCUGCAUGUGGUCAAGAUUGUGGCUAAGAAGUACCGAAACUAUGACAUCCCAGCUGAGAUGACAGGCUUGUGGCGGUACCUCAAGAAUGCCUAUGCACGGGACGAGUUCACCAACACCUGUGCAGCUGACAGUGAGAUCGAGUUGGCCUAUGCAGAUGUCGCCAGGCGCCUCAGCCGAUCGUGAGCUUGGCUGUCCGGCCCAAUUUCUGCUGCAGAAGAAUUCGACUUCUCCCAAUGGCUUUCAGCUCUACAGACUCUCCUUCCUCAUUGCCUUGGGGAAACAUUUAAAAAAAAAAUUAGGCCACAUCUUACUGGCACCCUUGAACUCAACUCCAGCCUUCUACCUUCUAAGAUCAGUGCCAUCCUUCUGCCUUGCCCCGCAGGAGCCUGGCAAGCAGAGAGGACAUGGUGGCAGUUUUUUUUUUUUCCACCUGCUGGUCUGACCUAGGGUCAGUGUAUCUGGGGUCAGUUUGCAGAGCUCCCAUGGGAUUGUAACUGUUCCCUUCUGCCAAUAUCAUAAUGCUUUCUCAGAGGCACUAACAACUUGAAAUGCCAGCUUCUCCCUCCCCUCCUUCCUCAGCUACUGCAAGGUGAUGGACAAAUGUCACUACAUGAUCAUUAGGGAGAGAUCUAUGCCUUGAUUGGGGAGACAGUGGUUGGGGGGACUCAGGUGGGUGUGGCUCUGGAUAUCUAGCAAACCAGUUCCAGAUGCUCACUAUUUCUGACAGUGAGCCAGAACACCCCCAACACACAAUACACCCCAGUUUCCUGGUGCAAUAGGAUUACGUCCUGGCCAGCACUGACCCAAGUUUUCCUCCUGUCUCCAUUUUGCCACAAAGGCAGUCGACUUAUAACUCUAAACCAAGGUGACCCAGAUAAGAAGGGACUUCUGGGAAGCAAUAUUGAUGCCAAAAGGCCCACCGGGGUCUACAGCCACAGGGGUCACUGGCUGGAGAGUAGUUGUCCACUGGAGAUCACAUGAGUGUGUGUGUGUGUGUGUGUGUGUGUGUGUGUGUGUGUGUGUGUGUGUGUGUGACUGUGUUCUUCAGUGGGUGGCUUUGGGUUGGAGCAAGCGAUGAAAGUGGAGGGAUGGGAGGAAAUAAAGUUCUAUUUGAGUUUGACGUAGCCUAGAAAACUUUUAGAGCAGUCUUCUCUCUCAUUAUCUAAAUCUUGGACUGGUGUUAUGGCACCCCCUACCAACUCUAGGGCAGACUCCAACACCAGCCAGAAAUGUCUUCCAGGCCCUUCCUAGUCACUUGCAGGGGUGGGUUGGCACCUGCCUGUUCCCUGGCUCCCAGUUUCUUCAGCCUCAGCCUCUGAGGAAAGAAAGUCUAUUAAGGAAUGAUGUGAUUGUGGGCUACCUUAGGAAGAAAGCCCAUGGGUCUUUCUGACUGGGAAGCCACAACUUAAAUUUGGAAAUUAGGGACCGCCUUGGGUUCAUUUUCCCUCCAUCAGACUCAUCUGUCAGAUUUUCAAGAAAGAGAAAUCUUUUUUUUAAAAUUUUUUUUUAUAAACUAAUAUUUCUAUCUUUAGCAAUUCUCCUUGAGUUUUACCUACAGCUCUCACAGGGUGUGACCAUGGGAACCUAGGUUGAUUAGGAACUAUGGCAAAUCAGUCACUCAUUAGCUCUUCCUCUACCAGUGAGCUAGUGAGUGCCUAGAAGAAAUCCAUCCCCAGGACUUCAACUCCAACAACCCUGCUUCUGUGUCACUGAGAGUGGAGGCGAGGCUCCGGGGGGUUGGGGGGGUGGGGGACCGUAAAGCCCUGGUCUUGGCUCAUUGCUCGGGAGGGUGGGGCAGCACGGAUUCUUUCCAUAGAAAUAUCAACAUGGUUUAACCCAAGUAGUCACUGAGCCCUCCUGCCUCUAGGGAUCUCCAAAGCAAAGAGUGGCCAUUGAUCCAAGGAAGGAGGAAUCAGGAGGUCUCCCUAGCCCACUGGGGAAGAGGACUCUGCCUGCUAGAACAUUUUAUAAACCUGAAGGGGCUUUGAAGAGGCAAAAAUGAGUCGAUUCAUUUCCAUCGCUACAGGAACCUUUCCACAGGCUCUCCAUAACCUACCCCUGGGGAUGUUUAAAAGUGUAGCACUGCUGAAGGAACAGUACUUUUUUUUUUUUUUUUCUUCAGGGAAGAGCCCUCCAUGGGCCUCUUGGGGAAGGAGAACUUCCGGAACCAUCCAGAAGGCUGUUUAAUGAAAAGAAAACCACGCUGUUCUCAGGGAUCCUUCCUAGAAUUUACAAGCAGGCAGGGUGAACUCACGCAGCUCACACCCGUUUUCCACAGGUGGGCUGGCGUUAAAGAUGUGAAGACUAGCAUGCAUACUGAGGGGCUCCAGAGGAAGGGGAAGAAUUUUCCUCAGGUGAUGCUCUGAGCCCAGCAAUUGGCAAGUCUUUAAAAACAAACUUCCCAAGCCGAGUCGAUGUUGUUUCUAGACGGUCCUCCUAUGGUUGAGUUAGUUUCACAUAAAUCACAAUAUUUAGGCAAUGUUGGAUGCUAUGGGAUCAAUCAGAACCCCUUUAAAGAGAGGCAAGAUUAUAGACGGGAGGCUUUCCUAAGUGCUUUAAUGCAGAAGUAACUUUAAUGUUAUCAAAUAACUAUAAUGAGACCGACCAAUGUCUUAGGACACAAUUAUCAUGGUAUGUAAAAAAAAAAAA